AUGCUAAAAAGGGAGAUGAAGCCAGAAAGUGACAGGCCACGGAAAGUCCGGUUUCGGAUCGCGUCAUCUCACAGUGGGCGAGUUCUGAGGGAGGUGUAUGAAGACGGGCAACCCUCAGGCUCUCUGGACUCGGAAUGUGCCAGUAUCUGUGGGAUAGAUGGACUAAGUGAUUCUGACCGACAGCAAAACGGCCACACAGGAUCAGAAGGCGACGAGCACGAGAACGACCAGGAUAACUUGCUGGUGUUAGCAAGGGCGGCCAGUGAGAAGUGUUUUGGUACAAGAAGAGUCAACAUCGUAAGCAAAAAUGGCACAGUCAGAGGCGUCAAAUACAAAGUGAGUGCUGGCCAAGCCCUAUUUAACAAUUUGACCAAAGUCUUAGAGCAACCACCAACUGAACUGGAAUUUGACCGUGUCGUGAUUUAUACCACUUGCCUUCGCGUGGUUCGGACAACCUUUGAAAGAUGUGAACUGGUCAGAAAGAUCUUCCAAAAUCAUCGAGUAAAAUUUGAAGAGAAAAACAUAGCUCUGAAUGGUGAAUACGGAAAAGAGUUGGAUGAACGAUGCCGACGAGUUUCUGAAGCUCCUUCCCUCCCUGUCGUGUUCAUCGACGGCCAUUACCUCGGAGUAAGUACUCUGCUAAGGAAAAUCUUUUUCACAGAAUCCAAGUAG
This is a messenger RNA of Galeopterus variegatus (Sunda flying lemur), 672 nucleotides long. It is a transcript of the gene GRXCR1, whose product is annotated as glutaredoxin, cysteine rich 1. The record is from RefSeq and is a predicted model, not a curated record. Gene Ontology annotation, biological process: inner ear receptor cell stereocilium organization; sensory perception of sound. Gene Ontology annotation, cellular component: stereocilium; kinocilium. The transcript is spliced from 2 exons. The coding region runs from base 1 to 672 and encodes 223 amino acids. Lineage: Eukaryota; Metazoa; Chordata; Mammalia; Dermoptera; Cynocephalidae.